Molecule: messenger RNA, 2667 nt
Organism: Camellia sinensis
Lineage: Eukaryota; Viridiplantae; Streptophyta; Magnoliopsida; Ericales; Theaceae
Source: RefSeq, a predicted model, not a curated record
CUCUCUCUUUCUCUCUCUCCGCGUCUCUCUUCAUUUUCUUUUCUCCACCGCUAACAGAACCGCCUUCUCUCUCUCUCUCUCUCUCUGUGGCUUUGUUCAGGGUUAGGGUUAGGGUUAGGGUUUCUUCCUUAGGCGUGUCCACUUCGACAUCACUAUGUUGCUGAAAACCCCCAACUUUUCCAAUUUACCCCUCCAAAGACUUUUUAGGUCAAGCAUGGCUUGAAUCCCACCUCUUUCUGGUGGUGGCAGUCCUGGGAUGGAAAUGUAUAAUAUCUCUGAAUAUGGAAAUGCAGAAGCUUACCUGAUUCAAGGCACUGAGUCAAACCCAAAUUUAACAAGUCCGUCUCUUCAACAACUUGACACCAUGUAUACUGAAGCGGCCCCAGAGUUUAUCGUUGAACAGGGCUUGUAUUACCCUACUGCCACCAAUUAUGGUUAUGUCUGUACAGGAUUUGAAUCACCCGGUGAUUGGGAUGACCACCAUAGGAUUUUUGGUCUGGAUGGUCAAGAAGUUCAGUACGCGGGUGCGCAAACUGAAAGUUUGCCAUAUGUAUAUUAUACACCUGGCUAUGGAUAUGCACAGACUCCAUACAACCCAUACAACCCUUACAUUCCUGGUGCUAUGAUAGGAGUUGAUGGCCCAUUUAUGGGGACGCAACAAUAUUACACCAUCCCGCCUUACGAAAACCCUGCGUCUUCACCUGCAUACUUCAACAUGGUUGUCCAACCUGGGCCAGAGGCGAUCUCAAAUAGUAGAGCAGAACCCUUCUUAGAUACUGGUGCAUUUACUGCAAAUAGAGCUGAUGGCCCAAUUCUAAAAAAUAGCCUUUCUUCAACGUCUGCAACUUUUACACUGACCCCCCCUAAGCCUGCUUCAAAUCAGACACGUUCCUUUGCUAGGGUAUCAGAAGGACCUAAAGCUAGUGCUGAACCAAGUAAGCUACCAGCGCAUGGAAAUGUUACUUCUAGUAGUUUUUCCAGUCUGGCAUCAUCACAAGUACUACAGGGUAGGGGUGCUCAAGCUGUGGAUAACAUUUCACAUGGGAAGGCUUUUUCUCAUCGUAACCAAUUAAAAAUGGCUCUUUCUUCUAGUAAUGGCUUGUCCAACUUUGGAACAAGUGCUCACGGACGGGCCUCAGUCGAAAAGAUACGGUCCAAGAUCCACUAUGGCAGAGCCUCGAAUGAUUUUAAUGGAAGUCCAGAUUCAUUGGCUGAACAAAAUCGAGGCCCUAGAACCAACAAAUCCAAAAAUCAUUUGGCUGUUAAAGCUUACACAACUAGAGCUGGAGAGAGUGAUGCACAAGGAAACAUCAUUAUCUAUACUGAUCAGUAUAACAAGGAUGAUUUUUCAUUAGAUUAUGUGAAUGCAAAGUUUUUUGUAAUCAAAUCAUACAGUGAGGAUGAUGUGCACAAGAGUAUUAAAUAUAAUGUCUGGUCAUCUACACCCAAUGGAAACAAGAAGCUGCAGAGUGCAUAUGAAGAUGCCCGAAGAAUAGCUGCUGGAGAACCAAGAGGCUGUCCUGUCUUCCUGUUCUUUUCUGUGAAUGCAAGUGGCCAGUUCUGUGGUGUUGCAGAAAUGACUGGACCUGUUGACUUCUAUAAAGAUAUGGAUUUCUGGCAGCAAGAUAAAUGGAGUGGAAGCUUUCCUGUUAAGUGGCACAUUAUAAAAGAUGUACCAAACCCCAACUUUCGGCACAUCAUUUUAGAGAACAAUGAGAAUAAGCCAGUAACUAACAGCAGAGAUACACAAGAGAUAAGGUAUAAGCAAGGUAUCGAGAUGCUUAAACUUUUCAAAAAUUACACAAUGAAGACAUCUUUACUUGAUGAUUUCAUGUAUUACGAAAAUCGACAGAAGAUCAUGCAGGAGGAGAAAGCUAGGUUACUCAUCAAGAGCUAUGGAAGCUCGUUCCUUAUUCCUGCUUUAGAUCCUCCCCGGAAGCAAAAUUUUCUGGUUGACAUGCCUUCUAGUGCAGAUGAAAAAACUACCAAGCCUAAUGAGCUUAAUAGCUUGGACAAGACUGUGGGCUCUGUAAUUGAGCCGAUCCACAUUGCGGACAAAGCAAAGCAUGAUGACGUAUUGUCACUAAAGAUUGGCUCACUUGCUAUCAACCCAAAGCAGGCUGAACCUAAACCUUUAGAGGUUCCCUCUAAUGUUGCUACGGUAGUGGAUACUAAACCAGUUGAUGUUGUCACAGUAGGGUCGAUGCCUGUUAGAGUUAAUGGUUUUGCCAACUCUUCUGGUUUCCUUACUGUUGGUACUAUCCAAUUUGAUUCUAAAGCAUUACAGAUUGACGAUGCAAGUGUUGUUAAAAGUGAAUCUCAACCUUGAUGACGCAGUGGCUUUACCCCAAUGAUCUGGAAGUUAUCUGUUUCAGCAGAAUGCAAUGCAAUGCAAUGCAAUGUCAUGCACUGUAAACUUGAGGUGUAUCUUCUGGGUUAUAGUUAUGGUUGAAGGUCAUGUGUAAUACUCACUUUUAUUUCAUCUUUGUUAUUUUCUUUGAAGGUUCUACCUUAGGUUUGCUGUGAAGGUUGUUUUGUGGGUGCUAAUGGCGGUGUUGACUCAUUUCAAGUGGAAUACAGUGUGUAAACCUUUCAAUUUUCCCCCUUCCAUCAAUGAAGAUACUGAUAAAUAUAUUUUUCUUGCCAAUAAACCAUUUGUUCUUGCAA